AAAAAAAAAAAAAAAGUGAUGAACGAGAAGUGGUGAAUUACCCAAGCGACUUUCCUCAAAGAGCGAGCGAGAGGAGCCGGGGCGAGCCCCGCGCAGCGCCGGGAGGGACCCGCCGGGCGCUCGCCGGGGACCGCGGGGCUGCCGGGCGGUGAACGCGGUGAACGCGGCUCCGCAGCGACAUGCAAAAAGCCUCAUCUGCUUGCGUUUGACUUGCGAUGCCGGCUCCUCACUAGAAUGCAAACCCUUGCACAGGAUGAAAACAGGUCAUUCUUCCAGAAUGCCAGAGGAAAGUUCGCCAAAGCGAAGUCCUCAAAACAUCCCAUACAAGGAUCUGCCCCAUAUCAUCAAUGCUGAYGGGCAGUAUCUCUUCUGCAGGUAUUGGAAGCCAGCAGCAACUCCCAGGGCGCUGGUGUUCAUCGCCCACGGCGCUGGGGAGCACUGCGGCCGCUACGAUGACUUGGCCCAGAAGCUGACAGGACUUAACCUGUUUGUGUUUGCCCACGACCACGUUGGCCAUGGGCAGAGUGAGGGUGACCGUAUGGUUGUCUCAGAUUUCCACGUCUUCAUCAGGGACAGCUUGCAGCACAUUGAUCUCAUGAAGAAAGAGCACCCUGAGCUGCCUGUUCUCAUCCUGGGGCACUCCAUGGGGGGAGCCAUCUCCAUUCUGACAGCUAGUGAGCGACCCAGUGARUUUUCAGGCAUGCUGUUAAUCUCUCCUUUAGUGGUAGCCAGCCCAGAAGUCGCYACUCCCAUCAAGGUUUUUGCAGCGAAAGUGCUCAACUUUGUGCUCCCAAACCUGUCACUGGGAUCAAUAGAUCCAAACGCAAUUUCCCGGAACAAGAAAGAGAUGGAGUCGUACACAUCUGACCCCUUGGUCUACCACGGUGGCAUGAAGGUGUCCUUUGUCAUCCAGCUGAUGAACGCCAUUGCCAGAAUCGAGCGAGCCCUGCCCAAGCUGACCCUGCCCAUCCUGGUGCUACACGGCUCCUCCGACAAGCUCUGCGACAUCAGAGGCUCCUAUUUACUGAUGGACACAGUGCAGAGCCAGGACAAAACGCUCAAGGUGUAUGAGGAAGCCUACCAUGCCCUCCACAAAGAGCUGCCYGAGGUCUCUACCUCUGUCUUCACAGAAAUACUGACAUGGAUUGGCCAGAAGGUCCCAGCAGCUGGGGAAGCCAGCCAUUCUUAAGAGCAAUUGCAUUUGCAGCUCUUACUGGGGUUUUCUGGGAAUAGAUGUUUUUCUUAUUAGAAAUCUCUCAGAAAAAAAAAUCUAACAUGGAGGGAUUUUUGGGAUAUUUUAUCACGCACAGCAUAAGGGGUGGGGGGAGAGGCAGGGGGUGGGGCAUUAUUUGCUGAUGGAAAUGGCCAUUGCCCUAAUCUGGAGAAGAAUUGAUAGCUGUGGGAUGCCCCUCACCCACCAAACUUUCCCCAYGGCUUCCCCUUCUCUGCUUUCGCCRGGGUGACAGGGAUGUGUUUAUACUGCAAUAAUUAUUGGUGUAUAAAAGAAAUCAGUAUCUUCCACUUCAUGGUUUUGAUGCCAGGUGCGUCCCUUGCCCCCACCAUCCAGUACCUUAAAAACCCUGGUCCUUGAGAGGAGAGCACUAAAYGAAGGUGCUGGGUGAUGAGGAGAGGCUAAAGAUGGAGCUGACUGCUCCCUGAAGGUGAAAGGCUGAUUUUCAACAUCAGACCCAUUUGGAUACUACCUUUUUAAGCAGAUCAGGCCAGGGGAGAGCAAAGAGACGCUUCCCCCGCCGCCCUGCACGUCCUCUGCAAGUUUGCACUCGGGGAAAGCAUGUGGAACAGUGCUUUGAUUUUCAUCAUCAGAGCAGGAUCCCAGAGGGAAAAGCAGGAAUAUGGAAUCAAACCCACUUAGCACAUUCAAUUCCCAUGCUUUUCCCAAUGUCAAACCCCAUCUCCUCUGCAAGAUGAASUAUUCUGUAAAUAUUCCUAGGGACAGGGUUUUUUCCUUCUUUCCUUUUYUUACUUGCCUUUUUUUUUUCUUYUGGAAUUAAUCACUUGUGCUACUGAAACUGAAAAAGCAAAGUUAUAAGAGAAUAUAGUAAUAUAAUAUAUGAUGUAUAUAGAGAUGGCUGGAAGCUGGAGAAGAAACGGGAGGAGAGUAAAGAAGGAGUUAAUCAUUCCUUCUCUUGGCAAGGAGCAAUGUUGUCCUACCAGGAUCCAGUCCUCUCACCAUAACUUUACAGUCAUAAUCUGUUGUUUUCCUUCAUCAGUUGGAAAAUGUCCUGAAAAUAAUGCUAGAGAGAAGUGCAGAGCAUCUGGUGGGUGGGGAGUAGCAGUGGGUGUCCUCAUGGUCCACUGGUUUAGCAGGAGACCCACAGCAUGAGCAGAGAUGCUGUCCCAGCUCACCCCAAAGAGCCCUGGGGCAGAGCACUGAGGGGCAGAGCACUGAGGGGCUGAGCUCUGCCCUCCAGGGCACGGGGGGAGCUUUAGGCAGAACUUGGGGUGUGAUCACCCAUCCAACCUCUGCCUUGCUGGGCCAGGGGCAUCCACAGACCCUGCUCUACAGCUGCCCUGGAGGAGCCUGUGGACGGGGUCUGCRGUGCAGGUGAGCCAAAUCCUAGAGCUUCCUGAGUCUCUGCUAGCAGUAGGAUGAGAGGAAAGAGUUUAGACCCUGGGUUAGAGCAGAGACAUUGCACUGACACAGCAAAAGCUGCGUGGUGAUGACAGGGUGGCUGUGCAGGCCGAUUUAUCCAGCACAAUGGCCCUCAGCAGGAAUUACUGGCACUAUCCAAAGGGAAGGGGUUUAACCUGCACCUCUCCCUCCAGUUUUGCAAGAAGAGAAUGCAAAUGUUGCACUAUGAGAGAGUGGGGCAUCUCCCCCAGUGACAAACCAGCCCUUACUGCUUUCCUUGGCAGCAGCGGGAGCCAGCGCUGUGUCUUGAGCUGCUCUCCCAGGGCUGGGGCCCUCCUGUGACAGUCAGGGGGUCACCCACCUCGUUUUCCUUUGGAAGCAGUUCUGGCAAGGUUCAGGAAAGGGACCUCUGUGCAAUAACAGUCAGGAUCAGGGCUCGGUCCCAUUCAGUCCCAUCACGGAUGGAUGAAAGACAUGUGGAUGCAGGUUGUGUCCUUGUAGUUGCCCCAAGGGGCCCAAGUCAGGGAAGCUCUUUUAUACAGGUUGAUCCAGGCACUUUGGCAUUUGUAUUUUCUUGCCUCUAAAGAGAGGAAUGUGCUGUAGUUCUCCCAGCAAUGCCAGUUUUUUAUUGAAAUAYUAUUCCAGUGCAAUCAGCUGUUCUCAGCAGCCCCUGCUGAACCUCUGGUGACACUCUGGGAAGGAGCGAUGUGCACGUCACCUGCUUUCCAUCUUCCAGCAGCCUGUCUUGAGGCAACUUCUUGUGCCUGAGCAAGCUCCCUCCUGGCCAGAUGCUGCUGGAGAAAGACAGCAAGAAGAGGAAAACUGCAGCAGUGAGAAAUCUCACCUGCUCCUUCAGCUGGAAGGGGAAACAAGUGGGUGUGAUCCAGAGGUGACAGACGUUGCGGGGGYAGUAGCAAGAUGAUGACUUAAGGAUAGGAUUUUCGAAAGCACUUUUCKUGAGGAAGUCAGGAGGAGUAAAUCAAUGCCCACAUUCUUUACAUCCCUUCCAAACUGACAAGCACUUUGCAGGAGGGGAGAGGGAAGUGACCCUUCAGYGGAAAGGUCAGAGCCCGUCUGCUCCCUCCAACCUGGCUUCAGGCAGAGGAAAGUCCGUUGUCAGUGCCUUUGCUAAAAUAUGUCCUUUCACCCAAGAAACAUCUGCAGCUGAACAGAAAUAACRGGAAACAAUUUACAUUGAUUUGGGGAAGCCUUGUCCCUCUGUCCAUAGCCAAGCUCAGCAGUGGCACAUGGCCUGGGGAGGCUAUGUUUGAAAAAAAAAAGGUUAACAAACAAAACCCGCAAAGAACAAAAACAAAAAAAAAAGCCAAACAGCCCAAAGCCAYGGCACAGCGGCAGGUAUUGCCACCUUCAUCCUGUUUUCUGAAGAGUUACCUUCUGAGGCAAUUAACACAGGGAAACCUCUCCCAAAGGAGCCGGGCAGUGCCUGCACUGACCCCACACACUCUGGGCUGGCUUCUGAGCAGAGAGGGGCCACAGCUCCUGGGCAGGUGGGGAAAUGAGUGCUGAGGGAAGGAGCCAGGAACAGUUCAGCCUGGGCCAGGUGAGACACUGAUGUGCACAUUGCAGCUCUCACUGCUGCUGCUGAUCCCUUCCCCUGCCUGUGAGCUCCUUUGUACUGGGUCAGUUAGGUUUCACCAAGCCCCGGAGGAAUUCUUCCUUGGCUGACCGGAUUAGCAGUGAGCGGAGCAGCUGCUGGGGAAAUGUAAUUACACUCUAUUUCCAGCUGGCAGGUAGCACUGGCAGGGAGCACAGCCAGCCUUAUGAACCACACCAGAGCCUGGGCUGCCCUGGAGAACGGGUGGCACUCGUGACUGAGCAAUAGCAACGUGUAACUACUGUAUAUCUCACCACCUGUAGCACUGAGAGGCCCUUCCCCACUGCCUAACCCAUCAUGUUUUCUAUUUAGCCUGUUCUUUUUAUACCACUCACCUUAGCACACUGCCAGAAUAAACCCACAGUUGGGAUGGCAUUUCCUUUUACGAGUAAUUCCUGAGGUUGUCUCUCUUGUUCUGUUGUGUUCCAGUUCAAUAAAAUACAUUUAUAUAUAAAUAUACAUAUAUAAAAACGUAUAUACAUACACAUGUAUUUUCAGUGGAAAAAAAAAACAUAUACAAGUUUAGGAUUCUUAAAGGAAUACAAUGUAUAUUGCAACUAAUAAUAAAGUUAUGUUUUCUGAACA
This is a messenger RNA of Malurus melanocephalus (red-backed fairy wren), 4793 nucleotides long. RefSeq names its product monoglyceride lipase (gene MGLL). Gene Ontology annotation, cellular component: membrane. The transcript has 8 exons. The coding region runs from base 254 to 1189 and encodes 311 amino acids. Gene Ontology annotation, molecular function: lipase activity. The record is from RefSeq and is a predicted model, not a curated record. NCBI's taxonomy places the organism in Eukaryota, Metazoa, Chordata, Aves, Passeriformes, Maluridae.